UCCCCCAAAAUGCUGCAUCACGAGCCCAAAGUGCUGGUUUCGCGGAUUGUACCGAAAAUGCUCCAAAACAUGCCGGCAUAUUACACGGGGGCCUAAUCAGGGCUAGGGAGUUUUAGCUUCUCGUGAACGAGAACGAAAACGACUGACAGCCAUUCAAUUCGGGCGCCCAAGCCGAGUCGUUCACUACUAGACUGUCUUCUGCGGACGUCAUCACUGUCAUCAGACUGACCUGGAACUACUGGCAAUCAUUGAAUGUAUGGACCAGUUUACUUCAGCGAGAUGAAAACAAUUCACUGUCUUCUGACGUUCUGUGCCCAUCAGACUGACCUGGAACCACUGGCACUGGAGCAGUGGGGCGAAAAGGCGAGUGGAGAGGCGCAUGAAAUGGAAAUCAUUGUCCACGCAGAGCUGUGUACUACAUCUACACUGUAGCAGUAGCAAACUGAUCCGAUUGGACGCAAGGACAGAAGGAAAUCAACUCUCUUAGUCGCUUAGUUGGCGUAGCAAUGUUGGGGCACUCGACAAUGGCAGUGUCCAUUUCUAGCCGCCAAUAUGGCCAUUGGCAUUGGUCAGGUCGAGCAGCAGCAUCAUCAGCAGCAAGAGUAACAUCACUGAGAUCAUCGAUAUCAGGAUUAUCAUUGACACUGAUUCACGGAAUAUUGCUAUUAGCAUAUAUCAGUUCUCUACCAGUGUGUGGCCGUGCGCAAUCUACCUGCUCAAGUAGUCAAGUCUACCAGCAAUCAUCGGCAACUUGCCUUGAUGUUCUGAGAAUGGAUGCACAGGCCUUAACUGCUACUCAGAUCACUUACAAAACAAAGACACUCGGAUUAGAUGUGGAUUCUGGUGUAACGUCUAAAACCAUCGGACCCAGAAUGUCACAAUACAUGGAUUUUGGCACAAGCGGCACAACACGAGAUGUUAAAGUGGCAACUUCCUCUGUAACGGAGAGUUUCUCAUUCUCUGCUUCAUGGACAAUGGUUGGUUGGCUGAACUUACCUGCAUCAUCCAGUAGCUAUGUUGACUAUGGUCUGCUUUAUACCUCCACUGGUGCAAGUGUGCAGUAUCAACCUUUUCAAACAGGUUCAAUAUUCAGUCGACGCUACUAUUCAUAUUUAGUGUUCAGCGGAGGUGGUGUGACUAAGCAGAAUAUCACAUUAUACAACAGUGCACGGUCAAGGAAAUAUGGCUGGCAAGAUUUCUCAUUGACAUAUGCUGCAACAAGCAAACAGUUGACAGUGCGUGUAGGUGGCACAGAACUGGCAAAGACUACUUUGUCUUCAGCACCACUAACUGGGACACUCAAUGGAAUCGGUUCUACAACACUGCGAUCUUUUACCGGAUUUCAUGACAUUCGAUUUGUUUCUAAGGUUUUGACCUCCACAGAACUUGAAGCUUUCAUAGAUUGUGAUAUCCUCAACAGCACUACGUCCUGUACGAUCUGCUCGGGUCUAUCAAAAGAUGGCGUAUGUCUUCCCACGCUAUCUCACUUGUGCGGUGAUGGAUAUUUGCUGGAUCAAACCGCAUUCAAGUGUGAAAAGGUACACAGUUGUUCACUCCGAGGUUCUCAACCAGCAGACACUAGUGCAUCAGUGUGCCCAAUAUUUAACUGCAAAGUAUCUGUUGUGAUACCACUGACUUAUACCACGGGAUGUGCUAAGCAGCUGAGUGGCUGGGAAACAAUCCACAGUGGAUCAUGCUCACUGAAACUUCUCGUGUGGGAGAAGACUGCUUCAACAACUUACAAAAAUAUCUUCCAGUCAUCCGUCACAGCAUUUAGCUCGUCCAGUGGCGCAGUCUACUACCGGCAGAGAUUUACAAGUACAGGCGAUAAGUUGAUAAUCCAUGCCAACCAAUCCCUCUAUUUUGGAUUUGCGCAAACCAACAGUGGCUGCGGAAUUCGUGGUCAAUUCACCUCUACCGGCGAUGCCUUCUACACACGAUCCACAAUCACUGUGGGAACGGAAUGGGCAGUUAGUUCUGCAUCACUGGUACUUCCUACAUUCCGUAUCAUCUUGGAUGAUAUACCUGGACCAACAACUACCCCAACCACCACACCAACAACUACCCCAACCACCACACCAACAACUACCCCAACCACCACACCAACCACCACACCAACAACUACCCCGCCCACCACACCAACAACUACCCCGACAACCACACCAACCACCACCCCGACAACAACACCAACCACCACACCAACUACCACACCAACUACCACACCAACCACCACACAAACCACCACACCAACCACCACACCAACCACCACACCAACCACCAUAUCAACCACCACACCAACCACCAUACCAACCACCGCACCAACAGUAGCAGUAGCAGUGACAACGAAAGCAGCCUCAGCAGUAACAACACCAACAACAACAUCAGCAGUAGCAACGGCAGAAGCGACAACACCAACAACAGCAGCAGCGUCAAUGACAACACCUGCUUCGAUAACAACAUCAGGAAAGCUUGGUAUGACACCAGGAGUGACAGUCUCGGCGACCACAUCGACAACGGCAGCAGCAGGAACAUCGGAGGCAAAACGGAUGACAAAAGCACCAACAGCAAUGUUGACAGUAGAAGCACCAGCCACAUCAGCCGCAAGAACAACAAGAAAAACGAACACAUUGAUUACAAUGAAAGCGGUAAUAACAGGAACACAACCACUAGCAACAGCUUCCACCGCGGCAAUGAAAACGACAAUGAUGGGAACUAUGUGGCAUGGAUCGACACCAACUGAAGGGGAGGAUGACAAACAGUCUGCAACCAAGGGCUUCUCAACUCAAACCACGGUUGCCAUUUCUUGUGCAGCAGCUGGGUGUAGCGUAAUUCUGCUAUUCAGUAUCAUCAUUCUAAAACGUGCAGCCUCCACUCGGCGCAGAAGCAUUUAUUCCACACAUCAUGGAUUCAGUGACUCGGGAGGAAAGGAAGUACAUGCCCUCACAACCGUUACGAAGAAUCAAGAACAACAUCUGUUCAGAGACAACUCCGCAUUAUUGAGUACUUGCCAAUCACUCCAGAACAGCUCAAUGCACUUAACCAACGCGGCUGGCACAGAAUCACAUCUACAUAGCACUGACAACGAAGCCUAUGGUAUAGUGAGAGAAGACAAUAGCCAUCAUAAUAUUAUGAUGACAUCAAGUGCAAGUACACGGCCAGCCGGACAAUCCGCCGAGAAUCCUGCUUUUACUGCCGUCACCUCCCCAGCCGGACAAUUCACCAGGAAUCCUGCUUUUGCUGCCGUCACCUCCCCAGCUGGACAAUUCACCAGGAAUCCUGCUUUUACUGCCGUCACCUCGCCAGCUGGACAGUUCACCAGGAAUCCUGCUUUUACUGCCGUCACCUCCCCAGCUGGACAGCUCACCAGGAAUCCUGCUUUUACUGCCGUCACCUCCCCAGCUGGACAGUUCACCAGGAAUCCUGCUUUUACUGCUGUCACCUCCCCAGCUGGACAAUUCACCAGGAAUCCUGCUUAUACUGCCGUCACCUCCCCAGCUGGACAAUUCACCAGGAAUCCUGCUUUUACUGCCGCCACCUCCCCAGCUGGACAAUUCACCAGGAAUCCUGCUUUUACUGCCGUCACCUACCCAGCUGGAGAAUUCACCGAGAACCCUGCUUAUGGCGAGGUGGUGAAGAAAAACCAAGGCAAUGCAAGUAAUUUGUCAACCACCAACUUGUCUACCGCAUCACAGCCAGCUGGUGUGCUUCAACAGCCCAGCCGAGUGAGGAUGGGAUCCGAGGAGAGUAAUGACUAUGUUAUAUCAGAUGAAGCCGGAUAGGCACUGGCCACUGUAGUGUAAUGACGAGAGAGCUUGGAAGCUCAGGGCCCUACGCUAUGCUUUCUUUGCCUUGAUGACCUAGGAAAAAAAAGCAUAGGGAUGUUAUAAAUGUUUCAUUUCUCCUAUUUUUUUUUAAAGACAUAACCUGGGAUUCGAACCCACACUAUCGCCCUGCAUGCAUCCCCCGAUACACUUCGCAUACAUACAAAUUCUUCCAAGUUGCUUCACGUUAUGAUCUUGCACAUGAAAGCCCUAUUCGAAUAUUGUGGCCAGCUGCUUGUGGCCAGCCGUCUUUGAUGGUACGAUACGGUACGGGACAGGGUACGGUCGAGGGUACUACGACACCGUCUACCACCUUGCAGCUUGAUGACCUAGGCAAAAAAAGCAUAGGGAUGUUAUAAAUUUGUCAAUUAUUCUAUUUUUUUCAAGGCAUUACUUGGGAUUUGAACCCGCACUAUCGCCCUAUAUGCAUUCCCCGAUACACUUCGCAUUCAUACUCGUUCUUCCAAGUUGCUUCACGUUAUGAUCUUGCAUUUGAAAGCUCUAUUUGAAUACAGUCACACCUCGCUUA
Sycon ciliatum is the source of this 4350-nucleotide messenger RNA. Its product is annotated as mucin-2-like. The transcript has 11 exons. Lineage: Eukaryota; Metazoa; Porifera; Calcarea; Leucosolenida; Sycettidae. The record is from RefSeq and is a predicted model, not a curated record. The coding region runs from base 507 to 3779 and encodes 1090 amino acids.